Molecule: messenger RNA, 405 nt
Organism: Macrosiphum euphorbiae (potato aphid)
Lineage: Eukaryota; Metazoa; Arthropoda; Insecta; Hemiptera; Aphididae
Source: the annotation of a GenBank genome assembly
AUGAGCUCCUGCAAACUCGUCUUGUGUGUAUUUUUGGCAGCUACUCUGGCCCUUGCAGCAGCUACACCUACCGGAUUUAUCGGAUAUAGCAGUGGUUACGGUGGUGGUUUCGGCGGUGGUUAUGGAGGUGGAUCUUACGGUGGCUAUGGAGGUCACAGAGGAGGUUAUGACAGUUAUGGAAGCGGAUAUGGAGUAGGCGUUGGAAUCGGUUUCACUGGAGGUUACAGUGGCUACGGUCAACAAGGAUACGGUGGUCACGGCUACAAUGAUGGAUACGGUUACAAUAGUGGAUACGGCCAGCAGGGUGGAUAUUAUGGAGGUAACCAGGGUUAUGGACAGGGCUACGGAAACAGCUAUGGAAACAGCUACGGACACGGCUACGGACACGGACACGGACACUAUUAA